This is a messenger RNA of Papaver somniferum (opium poppy), 762 nucleotides long. RefSeq lists its product as uncharacterized. NCBI's taxonomy places the organism in Eukaryota, Viridiplantae, Streptophyta, Magnoliopsida, Ranunculales, Papaveraceae. Bases 1 to 762 code for a protein of 253 amino acids. The transcript has a single exon. The record is from RefSeq and is a predicted model, not a curated record.
AUGGAAGAUCAACCCCCACUUGUGCAAGUUUCCGAGGACACAAGUGCUCACUAUGCAAACAACUAUGAGUGGAAAGAUAAGAAAGAUGCAAAGUUGUGGGCUCGAUCACAAGGGUUGAAAAAGAUGUGCAUCAUAGUCCAGAAUAAACAAGUUACAGACAACAAUGUUCAAAUGGUUUGCGAGUGUAGUGGAAAGUAUGAGAGCCACUGGAAAAAGGGUAGUGGGUAUAAACCAAAAACCGCGAGGAGGGAGGGAGUAUAUAAUACGAAGAAGACUGGAUGCCCUUUUAAGCUUAAAUUUAAAUUUAACGACGACAACAAAAUGUGGUAUAUGGAAAAAGUCGUCUCGGGUUAUCAUAAUCAUCCUAUUCCGGAAAGUUUGAUCAACCAUCCUUAUUCGGCAAGGCUCAACCCUUUAGAAAAGGAUUUAGUACGCGUGUUGAGUAAAAGACGCACAAGACCAAUUGGUAUUCUUAGUGUGGUCAAGGUUUUAAAUCCACGAAACUCAUCCUCAUUUGCAACUAUCUAUAACGAAAGAGAAAAAUUUAAAACAGAGUCAUGGGAAGAGAGAGUGCUUAUGCAACAAUUAUUGUUUUUGUUUGAGGAGGCAAAGUACUCUACCGCGUAUGACAGGAAUAAAGAAAGCGAAGUGGAAUAUCUUUUCUUCGCGAAUCCGGAAUGUGUACAAUUGGCAAGAUGCUUUCAUCAAAUUUCUUUAUGGAUUGCACGUAUAAAACGAACAAGCACAAAAUACCGAUAUUGA